Messenger RNA from Suillus bovinus, 1562 nucleotides. RefSeq lists its product as uncharacterized. Gene Ontology annotation, cellular component: membrane. Gene Ontology annotation, biological process: potassium ion transmembrane transport. The record is from RefSeq and is a predicted model, not a curated record. Lineage: Eukaryota; Fungi; Basidiomycota; Agaricomycetes; Boletales; Suillaceae. Bases 84 to 1286 code for a protein of 400 amino acids. Gene Ontology annotation, molecular function: voltage-gated potassium channel activity. The transcript is spliced from 9 exons.
CAAACAAAGUACAGGAUGAUGGGCGUGAGAGUUCGUCACUUGUAUGGGUCAUUGAGGCGCUCGUUCCCGAGCACCUUGGGAGUAUGUCUCAACCAAUUCCUCUCUCUUAUCUGGGGUCACCAGCUGCAUCAAGAUUUCUGACUGAGGAAUCCCCGAGAGAUGUCGAAGACGUGUUCCCAACUACUCCAUCGUUCGACCAGACUCCAAAUCCUAUAAAUUCACCGUGGAAACGUGCCCUAUUCGACUUGCUCGAAUCUCCAACCUCAUCUUCGUCGGCCUUUCUCGUUCACUUCGCAUCAACUUCUCUCAUUGUAUUUUCUGCCAUCGUUACAAUUUUGGAGACCGUGCCAAGUUUUCACUCUAUCUCCCCUCGAGUAUGGUUUGGUUUAGAAACGAGUCUGGUGCUUCUUUUCACCGUAGAAUACUCCGCACGUUGUGUCGCAUGGAGCUCCUCUUGGAUCUCAUUGGUUAAAUGGAUGUUCUCCUUCUACGGAGUCGUUGACAUGCUGGCUAUACUACCCUAUUACAUUGAGAUAAUGCUGCGGCAAGAUACCUCUGUUCUGUUCCGCUUCUCCAUUCUGCGCAUGUUUCGUCUAUUGCGGGUCUUCAGACCGUUCCGAUACAAUAGCACCAUACUUCUAACCAUCGAGGUCAUGUAUUUGGCUGUUCGUAGAUCACAUCACGCAUUACUUGCACUUAGCUUCUUUAUUGCAAUGUUGUUGACCGUGUUCAGCACGUUAUUAUAUUUCGCAGAGCGUGGUACUUGGGACGACAAUCUGGAAACGUUUAUUAAUUCAGACGGUGAUGUAACUCAGUUCCAAUCUAUACCCGCAGCUGCUUGGUUCGUGCUAGUUACAAUUACUACAGUGGGUUAUGGAGAGAUCACACCUCGCUCUAUUCUCGGACGCUUGAUCACAGUUCCUCUUCUUGCUUUUGGCUUGCUUCUUAUUGCCCUCCCAAGCUUCGUUCUCGGUAGAGAAUUUAGUCUAGUCUGGGAGCAGAUGAUCGAUGACGGGGGUAUUGCACGAGAACAUGACCCUUCUAUGGCUACUUUCGGUCACCAUCGACUAGAAUCUCAGCCUUCAGAGCCGCUAAAGGACCUUUCCAAUCGGAAGCUCGCUCAAAAUCAAACUGAGCUAAGCCAACAGAUAUCAGAACUACGAGAAACGGUGGAGAUGCAGGGCGAAAUGAUUCGGGAGUUGCUUGGAUAUCUCCGCGCAGAAGGAACGACGAAAGAUACGAAAGGAAAGCGUAGGGAAAAUGUUGUCGGGAAUGGUAUAAGCUAACACAUGUAGGAUUUGUUAACUUAGCUGUUAUUUUCGCUCUCAGCUCUAUCGUCGGGUUACCGCCGGGACUAUAUGAUCUAGCGCCAUCGUUAACCACGUUGGUGCUUCACGUGCAUCAUGAUGUUCUUCUUGCAGAUAUUAAUAUAUCUUGCCUUAUGUGUAAGUUAGUAUGUCUAUCGAUGCCAUCACCUCGAGAGCCUUGGGCUACCUAUUCAAAGACUCGAUUGCGCUGAUCAAGCUGAAGCAAAGCCUUGGCUCAAGAUGCUCUAAAACUGG